AUGGCAGACAAGACUGCUCCACGUUGCCAACUGAGGUUGGAAUGGAUUCAUGGAUACAGGGGGCAUCAGUGUCGCAACAAUUUGUAUUACACUGCUGGGAAGGAGAUUGUAUAUUUUGUCGCUGGAGUUGGCGUGGUUUACAACACCAGAGAACACACUCAGAAGUUCUUUUUGGGACACAAUGAUGACAUUAUCAGUCUUGCUAUGCAUCCUGACAAAGUUCAAGUGGCCACAGGACAAGUUGGGAAGGAUCCUUACAUCUGUGUUUGGGACACAUACGCUUUGCAGACUGUGUCCAUCCUGCGAGACGUGCACACACAUGGGGUGGCGUGUCUGGCGUUUGAUAUCGACGGACAGCGAUUAGCCUCUGUUGGGCUGGAUGCCAAAAACACAGUGUGUGUCUGGGACUGGAGAAAAGGCAGAGUCCUGGCUACAGCAACUGGACACUCAGACAGGAUCUUUGAUAUUGCCUGGGAUCCGUUCCAACUUCAUAGGCUCGUAAGCUGUGGAGUGAAGCAUAUAAAGUUCUGGACCUUGUGUGGGAAUGCCUUGACACCCAAGCGGGGGAUCUUUGGGAAGACCGGGGACCUGCAGACCAUUCUGUGCCUGGCCACGGCAAAGGAAGAAGUGACAUACUCUGGAGCACUGAAUGGGGACAUCUAUGUCUGGAAGGGGCUGAACCUGGCUCGCACAGUCCAAGCAGCCCAUGGAGCAGGGAUUUUCAGCAUGCACGCCUGUGAGGAAGGGUUCGCUACAGGCGGGCGGGACGGCUGCGUGAGACUGUGGGACGUGGACUUCAAACCCAUCACUAAGAUCGACCUCCGAGAAACUGAGCAAGGAUACAAAAGCUUGUCUAUCCGUAGCGUGUGCUGGAAGGCCGACCGGGUCCUGAUGGGCACCCAGGACAGUGAAAUCUUCGAGGUGAUGGUGCGAGACCGUGACAAGCCGCUGCUCCUCAUGCAGGGUCACAGUGAGGGCGAACUCUGGGCCCUCGACCCUCACCCCAAGCAGCCGGUGGCCGUAACCGGCAGUGACGACCGAUCAGUAAGGCUCUGGAGUUUAUCUGACCACACUCUUAUUGCCCGCUGUAACAUGGAGGAAGCCGUGCGCAGCGUCUCCUUCAUCAAUGACGGCUCUCAGCUUGCCCUGGGCAUGAAGGACGGCUCCUUCACUGUGCUCCGCGUCAGGGACAUGACAGAGGUGGUUCACAUCAAAGACAGGAAGGAAGUCAUCCACGAGCUGAAGUUCUCGCCGGACGGCUCUUACCUGGCGGUUGGCUCCAACGACAGCCUGGUAGACAUCUAUGCUGUUGCGCAGCGCUACAAGAAGGUGGGUGAGUGCAACCGCUCCACCUCUUUCAUCACCCACCUGGACUGGUCGGUGGACAGCCGCUUCCUGCAGACCAAUGACGGGGCAGGGGAGAGGUUCUUCUACAGAAUGCCAGCGGGGAAGCUCCUUAGCAAAGAGGAGACCAAGGGAAUCCAUUGGAUGACCUGGACAGGCAUCAUCGGGCCAGAGGUCAACGGGAUUUGGCCCAAGUAUGCCAACGUCACAGACAUAAAUUCCGUGGACGCCAACUACAGCAGUGCCGUGCUGGUGACUGGGGAUGACUUUGGCCUCGUCAAGCUUUUCAGGUUCCCGUGUCUUAAGAAAGCGGCUAAAUUCAAGAAGUACAUCGGCCAUUCUGCCCAUGUGACAAACGUGCGCUGGUCCCAUGAUCUCCAGUGGGUGUUGAGCACUGGAGGGGCGGACCACGCCUUGUUCCAGUGGAAGUUUCUUCCAGAGGGGGUGAUGAACGGUGUUCUGGAACCCCUCCUUCAAGAGGGGUACGCUGAUUCAAACAGUGGAGAAUCCGACUCGGACGUGUCUGACGUUCCGGAGCUUGACUCAGACAUUGAACUGGAGGCCCAGAUCAGCUAUGAACGACAGGUUUACAAAGAGGACCUCCCACAGCUGAGGAAGAAGCUAGUGGGCUCACUGAAACGACAGAAAGCACCAGACGAGGGGCUGCGUUUGCAGUUUGUUCACGGGUACAGAGGUUGUGACUGCAGAAACAACCUAUUCUACACCCAGGCGGGAGAGGUGGUGUAUCACGUAGCAGCCGUGGCUGUGGUCUAUAACCGUCAGCAACACGCACAGCGUUUCUACCUGGGUCAUGACGACGACAUCCUCAGCCUCACCGUCCAUCCGCUGAAGGACUACGUUGCCACCGGACAGGUUGGCAGGGACCCAGCCAUCCAUGUGUGGGACAUCCAGACACUGAAGUGCUUGUCCUUGUUGAAGGGCCAUCACCAAAGAGGGGUGUGUGCACUGGAGUUCACAGUGGAUGGGAAGAGUCUUGUUUCUGUGGGCAUUGACGAAGGCCAUUCCAUCGUGUUGUGGGACUGGAAGAAAGGCGAGAAACUGGCAAAAGCAAGGGGCCACAAAGAUAAGCUUUUUGUGGUGAAAUGCAACCCCUUCCGUAUGGACAAGCUUGUCACCGUGGGAAUUAAGCAUAUCAAAUUCUGGCAACACACAGGUGGAGGCCUCACAUUCAAAAGGGGUAUCUUUGGAAACCUCGGGAAGCUGGAGACCAUGAUGUCCGUCUGCUACGGGCGCUCAGAGGACCUGGUUUUCUCAGGUUCCACCACUGGGGACGUAUACAUCUGGAGAGAGACCACCCUCAUGAAGACCAUCAAGGCCCACGACGGUCCAGUGUUCGCCAUGUGCUCUCUUGACAAGGGGUUCGUGACUGGGGGCAAGGAUGGAGUGGUGGAGCUAUGGGAUGACAUGUUUGAGAGGUGCCUGAAGACCUACGCCAUCAAAAGGUCUUCGCUGUCUGCUUCAUCUAAAGGAUUGCUGCUGGAGGACAACCCAUCUAUCCGCGCCAUCACCCUUGGACAUGGACACAUCCUUGUGGGGACCAAAAAUGGAGAGAUUUUGGAAAUUGACAAGAGCGGCCCGAUGACCUUGUUGGUUCAGGGUCACAUGGAGGGUGAGGUGUGGGGUUUGGCUGCUCACCCUCUGCUUCCCAUAUGUGCCACUGUAAGUGAUGACAAAACGCUCAGAAUCUGGGAACUCUCCUCCAACCAUCGCAUGGUAGCUGUCCGCAAACUUAAAAAAGGCGGUAGAUGCUGUGCCUUUUCUCCUGAUGGGAAAGCCUUAGCCGUGGGUCUGAACGACGGCAGUUUCCUGGUGGUGAAUGCCGACACCUUGGAGGACAUGGUGACCUUCCAUCACCGCAAAGAGAUCAUCUCGGAUAUCAGGUUCUGCCAAGAUGCUGGAAAAUACCUUGCUGUGGCUUCUCAUGACACUUUUGUGGACAUUUACAAUGUGCUGACCAGCAAGAGAGUGGGUAUCUGUAAAGGAGCUUCCAGCUACAUCACCCACAUUGACUGGGACACCCGUGGGAAAUUGCUACAAAUCAACACCGGUACCAAAGAACAACUAUUCUUCGAAGCCCCAAGAGGAAGGAAACAAACUAUCAAUAUUGCAGAGUUUGAAAAGGUGGAUUGGGCCACCUGGACCUCAGUGUUGGGACCCACCUGCGAGGGGAUCUGGCCCACACUCAGUUUUGUAAAUGCUGCCUCUCUCACCAAAGACCGGAAAUUGCUGGCCACUGGGGAUGACUUUGGCUUCCUAAAGCUGUUUGGUUAUCCUUCCAAGGGCCAGUUUGCCAAGUUUAAGAAGUAUGUGGGGCACAGUGCCAAUGUGACCAACGUCCGUUGGUCCAAUGAUGACACCAUGCUGCUGUCGGUGGGAGGCGCUGACUCUGCGCUCAUGAUUUGGGCCCGCGAGUUGUCGGGACAUAAGGAGAGCAAGGCGGUGGAUAGCGAGGAGUCUGACGACGAUGCGGAGGAGGAUGGAGGGUAUGACAGUGAUGUUGCACGAGAGAAGGGUACCGAUUACAUCACCAAGAUCUAUGCUGUCAGCAUCCGGGCCAUGGUUGGCACAAAGCCUCACCAGCGAGAGAAAGAAGUGCUCGUGGAGGAAAGGCCUCCUGUCAGUAGAGCUGCCCCCUUACCAGAGAAACUGCUGAAGAACAACUUAACCAAGAAGAAAAAACUGGUUGAGGAGCUGACCUUGGAACAUGUGUUUGGAUAUCGGGGUUUUGAUUGUCGAAACAACCUGCAUUACCUCAAUGAUGGCGCCGACAUCAUCUUCCACACUGCCGCAGCAGUGGUCAUCCAGAACCUCUCUGCUGGGACUCAGAGCUUUUACCUCGAGCACACAGAUGACAUUCUGUGUCUCACUGUCAAUCAACACCCAAAGUAUCUAAACAUCAUUGCCACAGGACAGAUUGGCCUCGCCCCCUCCAUCCACGUGUGGGACGCAAUGAGCAAACAGACGCUGUCUGUAUUACGGUGUUCGCACGCCAAGGGGGUGGGCUACGUCAACUUCAGCGCCACGGGCAAGCUGCUGCUGUCGGUAGGGGUGGAGCCUGAGCACACCAUCACCGUCUGGCGCUGGCAGGAAGGCACCAAAGUGACCAGUAAGGGCCGCCAUGCCGACAGGAUCUUUGUGGUAGAGUUCAGGCCUGACUCGGACACCCAGUUUGUGUCGGUGGGAAUCAAGCAUAUCAAGUUCUGGACCCUAGUGGGAGGUUCCCUCAUGUACAAGAAAGGAGUGAUCGGCGCAGUGGAAGACGGCAGGAUGCAGACCAUGUUGUCUGUGGCUUUCGGUGCUAAUAACCUCACAUUUACCGGUGCCAUAAAUGGUGAUGUGUAUGUGUGGCGAGAACACUUUCUGGUACGGGUGGUGGCCAAAGCACAUACUGGGCCUGUUUUCACCAUGUACACCACACUCAGGGAUGGCCUCAUCGUGACUGGAGGGAAGGAGAGGCCGACUAAGGAGGGCGGAGCAGUUAAGUUGUGGGACCAGGAGAUGAAGCGCUGUAGGGCGUUCCAACUGGAGACUGGGCAGACAGUGGAGAAUGUUCGGUCCGUGUGCCGGGGGAAGGGUAAAAUCCUUGUGGGAACUAAAGAUGGUGAGAUCAUUGAGGUGGGCGAAAAGAAUGCGGCCUCCAACACCAUGAUCAACGGACACACACAGGGGCGAAUCUGGGGACUAGCUACUCACCCCUCAAAAGACAUGUUCAUUUCUGCCAGCGAUGAUGGCACCAUCCGCAUAUGGGACCUGGCAGAUAAGAAACUUCUAAACAAAGUCAGCUUAGGCCACCCAGCCAAAUGCACAGCCUACAGCCCCAAUGGAGAGAUGGUGUCCAUAGGCAUGGAGAACGGAGAGUUUAUCAUCCUCCUGGUCAACUCCUUAACAGUGUGGGGCAAGAAGAGAGAUCGGAGUGUAACCAUCCAAGACAUUCGAUUCAGCCCGGACAACCGUCUGCUAGCAGUGGGCUCUGUGGACAACGCGGUGGACUUCUACGACCUUACUCUGGGUCCUUCACUCAACCGUAUUGGCUACUGCAAGGACAUUGCUGGAUUUGUCAUCCAGAUGGACUUUUCGGCUGACAGCAAGUACAUCGAGGUAUCCACUGGUACGUACAGUCGGCAGGUCCACGAGGUGCCAUCAGGAAAGAUGGUAGCUGAGCAAUCUGUGAUUGAAAGGAUCACUUGGGCCACCUGGACUAGUGUACUAGGAGAUGAGGUGCUGGGGGUGUGGCCGCGAAAUGCUGAAAAGGCUGACGUCAAUUGUGCUUGCGUCUCUCAUGCCGGCCUCAAUGUAGUCACCGGGGAUGACUUUGGCCUCGUCAAGCUAUUUGACUUUCCAUGCAUAGAAAAAUUUGCCAAACACAAGCGCUACUUCGGCCACUCGGCUCAUGUGACAAAUAUUCGUUUCUCCUACGAUGACAAAUAUGUGAUCAGUGCAGGUGGCAAUGACUGCAGUUUGUUUGUAUGGAAAUGCCUGUGA
This is a messenger RNA of Salvelinus namaycush (lake trout), 5847 nucleotides long. It is a transcript of the gene eml6, whose product is annotated as EMAP like 6. Lineage: Eukaryota; Metazoa; Chordata; Actinopteri; Salmoniformes; Salmonidae. The transcript is spliced from 41 exons. Gene Ontology annotation, molecular function: microtubule binding. Bases 1 to 5847 code for a protein of 1948 amino acids. The record is from RefSeq and is a predicted model, not a curated record.